This is a messenger RNA of Prorocentrum cordatum, 1208 nucleotides long. The record is from the annotation of a GenBank genome assembly. Lineage: Eukaryota; Dinophyceae; Prorocentrales; Prorocentraceae.
UUUGGCAGUAACUGGGAACCGGCAGUAAACCGUCAACUUGGUUUUUGAGUUUGAGUCAGGGCGCGGACAGCUGUGACAGCUGAGCCCUAAGACUCCCAAACGGAGCACAGGGUAGCUAGAGACGGCAUCUCUUAUCAUCACACCGCCGAGCCACUGAGGCAUAGGCAACGGAAUAGGAUGCAGGAACAAGGAAAAGGAUGCAGUACAACAUGUGAAAUUGUAAAGGUGUUGGAGAGCUCCAAGCAAGAUGAAGUGAGUCAGCUGCUUGGAUGAAAGAUGCUACCCAAAAUGUGCUCCACGGCCACACAGAGCCGUUGUGCUCUUUUCUCGCGCGGCGAUCCUCGGAACACUUGAAGAAAGCUUCUGGGGCGAGAAACGAAAAACUGGCGCCGGCGGUGAACCGUCAACCUGGUCUGCGAUGUCUGCGUUGGCCGAUUCGAGCUCCCAAGGGAGCAGGCCAGGACACAGAGAACCUAAACAGCGAAGCUGCAAAUAUUAAAGCAGAGAUGCAUCAAGCAGCGAAGCUGCACGGAAAUGCACAAGACUGCAAGUACACGAGACAACAACUAACAAAAGAAUGAGUGAAGCAAUGCAGGCCAUAGAUAUGGAAGCAAAGCUAGAAGCAGCGAGAGACCAUACAGUAACCACUGGUUUAUACAGCGAUUACCGUCUCAACACCACUGAGACAAACGCGAAACUAAGAGAACUAAAAUAGCGAGUGCGCUUCAAAGCAAUGCGAGACCAUGCAGUAACCACAUAUAGCGAUUACCGUCUCAGCACCACUGGAAGACCAUGCACGUGAAACACAACGUCGAAAUGUGGAUUAGAUAACGAAUUAAACGCGCAACAUACAGAGUGAGCCAAGACACCCACCACUACUUAGAGCGAAUGCGGGCUCUUAUCCGAACAAAGUGAAAAUCAGGCGGAGCUCUUAUUCAACACACGUGCAUGCACGACAACACACACAGGCAUGAAUAAAGGCAACGCAAUGACAAAUCACAAUAGUUCUAACUCGAAGUAUGUGGAAGUCAAGUGCAAUGAGUUCUGAACUCCACUCGAGGCGACGUAUGACCUCAAUAUCAAAGACCUCAAUAUCAAGUACAAUGAAUUCCGAACUUCACUCGAGGCGAAAUAUGAAAUCGGAUGCCCAAAGACCUCAAUAUCAAGACAUAAGUUUAUAUGCCAAUGCUCGGCGUAAAAAUCUGCUU